AUGCUGCAGUAUAUCAUUGCAGGCGCUCUUAUUUUCGAAAUCAUCCGGCUGUUUGGCCAACCAGAUGCAUCUACAGUGAAGUACUCAAAGCCUACGCCUGGCAAGCCCCCGGAGUCAAUAGCCCCCACGUCAGAGCCUGGCAAGCUGCACGUUGGG
This is a messenger RNA of Haemonchus placei, 156 nucleotides long. The record is from the annotation of a GenBank genome assembly. Lineage: Eukaryota; Metazoa; Nematoda; Chromadorea; Rhabditida; Trichostrongylidae.